AUGCAUCACCAGGCUUCCCCCCGCCCAGCAUCUCCUCUCACCUCAGGCGCUGAGUCCGGCCCUGACUCAAAGUCCGGCGCCGCCGCUGCCACUGGCUCAUCCGUUGGCCGUCCUUCCUCGCCUUCUACCCCCGGCGGUCCUCGCGCUGCCAUGCGCCGCCGUGCUGCUGCUGAUCACAAGGAGACUUUGCGCAAUGCCCGCCCCAGCUCCACCCGCUCUGCCGGCGCCGGUGGUUCCUCCGGCACUAUGCUCAAGCUGUACACCGAUGAGAGCCCUGGUCUCCGUGUUGAUCCCGUCGUUGUCCUGGUCCUGAGCUUGGGCUUCAUCUUCUCUGUUGUUGGUCUGCACGUCAUCGCCAAGAUCACCCGCAAGUUCUCUGCUUAA
This is a messenger RNA of Penicillium paradoxum, 384 nucleotides long. RefSeq names its product SEC61-beta family protein. Gene Ontology annotation, biological process: intracellular protein transport. The record is from RefSeq and is a predicted model, not a curated record. Bases 1 to 384 code for a protein of 127 amino acids. Gene Ontology annotation, cellular component: Sec61 translocon complex. NCBI's taxonomy places the organism in Eukaryota, Fungi, Ascomycota, Eurotiomycetes, Eurotiales, Aspergillaceae. The transcript is spliced from 2 exons.